Molecule: messenger RNA, 420 nt
Organism: Hirsutella rhossiliensis
Lineage: Eukaryota; Fungi; Ascomycota; Sordariomycetes; Hypocreales; Ophiocordycipitaceae
Product: chromo (CHRromatin organization MOdifier) domain-containing protein
Exons: 2
Coding region: 1-420 (139 amino acids)
Source: RefSeq, a predicted model, not a curated record
AUGUCAAGGGACAACUCGAAACCUUUAGCACUCGCGCGAGAGACCGAGUCCGAGGCCUCGGAGAACUUCAUAAGCAAAUAUGUCGGGCCCUACCAGAUUGAGCAAAUCGUCGGAGGGCACAGGCUAGCCUAUCGUCUUCGCCUACCAUCGACCGUUAAGAUCCAUAAUGUCCUGCCUAUCAGCAGUUUGGAACCAUACCGCGGCCGGGGUCAGCAGCUAGUUGAGCCUGAGGAUCACCCGUUCAUGAUAGAAUCUACGUACGACGUGGAACAAAUCCUCGAUCAUUGCGGACCGAGAAGUCGCCGAAGAUAUCUAGUGAAGUGGAAAGGCCACGAAGACGAAGAGAACUCCUGGGUGUCCCGAAGUGGCUUCGUCGACAAGGAGUUCCUGGUAGACUACGAUCGAUCUGUCGGCAAGUGA